CUACAUCUCCCAUCAUGCUCUUAGGCGCUGCCGUCUUCCGCAUGCGUGCUGAUUCCAAAGCUGAUCGUUAGAUCAUGGACCCGGCCUGGAGGCAGAGGGGUCGUGGUCGGGGUCAGGCCAGGGGUCACCGUCCUCCUGGAGCUGUGGGGUCAGAGGUCAGAGGAGCGAGCGAGGCCUCAGAUGGAGACUCGUCUCAGUCCAGGUUUGAGAAGAUCAGGAGGUCUAACCAGGCGGCUGCCCAGAGACUGACCACUGAGCCCCACAGCUCUUCCUCUGAGGAUGAGGAUGAUGUUAGUGAGGAAGGAGGGAAGCAGGGGAAGAUUCUGCAGUCGGCUCUGUCUCCGUACACCAUUCACUCAGGUGAUGCUGAAAUCCAUUUGCUGGAGAAGACCCGUCAUUAUUUACACGAGGUGUGUCAGUCUGGAGGAGUCACGUGUCUGAUCUGCAUCGCGUCUGUCAGGAGAACACAAGCUGUGUGGAGUUGUGUGGCCUGUUACUGUAUUUUCCACAUCACCUGCAUUCAGAAAUGGGCCAAAGACUCCAUCUUCCUGGUGUCCUCAGUGACCGAUGAGGAUUUUGGUAAAAAAGAUCACCCAUGGCCGUGUCCCAAGUGCAGGUAUGAGUACAGUCCUCACCAGACUCCCACCAGAUACUACUGUUACUGCGGCAAGGAGGCGGAGCCUGUGCCCGACCCCUGGCUCCUCCCACACUCCUGUGGUCAGGUGUGUAAGCGCGAGUUUAAACCGUCAUGUGGACAUCACUGCCUGCUGCUGUGUCAUCCAGGUCCGUGCCCCCCCUGUCCUAAGAUGGUGAGUGUUUCCUGUCUGUGUGGGAAGUCAUCUUGUGUUCCACGCCGCUGCAGCGCUAAAGCUUGGAGCUGCGCACAGAUCUGUGGACGGACACUUCCGUGCAGAAUACACACCUGUGCAAACAUCUGCCACGCAGGUGAAUGUGCUCCGUGUCCGAGGGUCAGUCUGCAGUCAUGUGAAUGCGCCUCAGCUCGGAGCUCUCAGUGCUCUCCAGAGUGGCACUGUGACUCUGCUAUAUGAUGUGUGUUUCUGCAGGUGUGUGGUCGUCCUCUGUCCUGUGGGAAUCACACAUGUGAGCGUGUGUGUCACGCAGGUGUAUGUGGACAAUGUCCUCGUGCUGGAAAUCGUUCCUGUUCUCGUGGAAAAACAAAGAGUGUGUUGCCGUGUACGGUUGAUGUGCCCACCUGUGGAGACACCUGCGGGAAAAAACUGGAUUGUGGUUUACACACCUGCUCAAUGCGCUGCCACAGAGGAGCCUGUGAGACCUGCCGACAGGAGGUAGAAAAGACGUGUCGAUGUGGCCGCUACAGCAAGCUCCUGCCCUGUCAUAAGGAAUAUCUCUGUGAGUCCAAGUGCAACAAGACACGGACCUGCAGCAGACACCAGUGCAAGAGAAAGUGUUGUCCAGGGAACUGCCCUCCGUGUGACAUGAACUGUGGGCGAAUGUUGGGCUGCAGGAACCACAAAUGUCCAUCUGUCUGCCACCAAGGCAGCUGUUAUCCGUGUCCAGAGAUGGUGGAUGUGCGCUGUGAUUGUGGCUCAACUCAGAUCUCUGUUCCCUGCGGCCGAGAGAGGAGCACCAGGCCGCCGCGCUGUAAGGAGCUCUGCAGGAAGCCGGCAUCGUGCCAUCACUCAUCUCAGGAGAAGCACCGGUGUCACUCGGGCCCGUGUCCUGUCUGUAAGCAGCCCUGCAGUCAGCUCUUACCCGGCUGUGUCCACCUGUGUCCGGCUCCGUGUCACGACCAGGUGCUGGUUAAAGCCACUGACCGGGCCACUCCAGCUGGACCCUGGGAGAAGCCCACCACUCCUGCGUUUGUGAGAACGGCCCUACCGUGUCCCCCCUGCAUGGAGCCCAUUCCAACAGCCUGUCUGGGGGAACACGAGGUGAGUCCGGUUCCAUGUCACACUCGUGGGCCGUUCUUGUGCGGUCGUUUGUGUGGACGGACUUUAGCAUGCGGGAAUCAUAGCUGCAGUUUUGAGUGCCAUCGUGUGACCUCUGUGCCAAACUCAGACAAAACUAAGGCGGGUGUGGAGUGUGAGGUGUGUGAGGAGGGCUGUCUGAAGCCGCGUCCCGUGGGCUGCUCUCACCCGUGUGUUCUGGCCUGUCACCGCGGUCCCUGUCCUCCGUGUGGGCUGAUGGUCCGUCUGCGCUGUCACUGCAGGAUCUCCAACCUCUACAUCGAGUGUGUGAAGUUUACGUCUGUGGAUGAUCAGGGCAAACAGCUGCUGAGCUCCUGUCAGAAUCAGUGUCCCAAACAGCUGGGAUGCGGGCACCGCUGUAAACUGCUGUGUCAUGCGGGUGACUGUGAUCAGAGCUGCGGUCAGCGAGUCAAGCUCAAGUGCCCCUGCAAGAGGAUAAGAAAGGAAUUCCCCUGUUCUCGUGUGAGAUCAGAGACUGACUUGAUCGUGUGUGAUGAGACGUGUCGAGAGUUACAGAAGAAACAUGCAGAGGCCUGUGCAGCAGAGGAAAGAGCCGCACUGGAGGGAGAAAUGAGAAAACAGCAGGCUGAACUCGAGGCGUUUGAGAAACGACAGAAAGGACGAAGGAAGAAGAACAGGAAAGUCACAGAGGUGGAGACAGAGGAGGGAGUGUGGCACAGAUAUAAACUCAGCUUCCUGAUGCCCAUCUGCGGCGUCCUGUUGGCCGUGGUGGCGUUCUGUCUGCUGCAGCUGACCAAUCAGGAGGUGGACAGAGAGUGAGCAUACCUCAGCAGCUUCCUGAAUGUCAAGUGUGUUUUCUUUCAGUUUUGCAAACUUUUUUUCACUAUUAAAUUGACUUGCAUAGAUAAUUAAAAUAUUAGUAACGUACAUAGGAUUAUUUAAUCUUCAUUUCAGCGUUCACACAAUGGAAACUGUGAUUUUGUGAUAGAUUUUGCCUCACUUUUAUUAAAACUGUGAAGUUAUUUUAUUUCCAUUAUUAAAACAAAAUGGUUCCAUGAGUGACAUUUGGGAGAUGUAACAAUAUAAACGCUAAAAAUAAAGACUUUGUUUCAGUGAUGUCA
Molecule: messenger RNA, 3031 nt
Organism: Puntigrus tetrazona (Sumatra barb)
Lineage: Eukaryota; Metazoa; Chordata; Actinopteri; Cypriniformes; Cyprinidae
Gene: nfxl1
Product: nuclear transcription factor, X-box binding-like 1
Biological process (GO): regulation of DNA-templated transcription
Cellular component (GO): nucleus
Molecular function (GO): DNA-binding transcription factor activity, RNA polymerase II-specific; RNA polymerase II transcription regulatory region sequence-specific DNA binding; zinc ion binding
Source: RefSeq, a predicted model, not a curated record